Molecule: messenger RNA, 2283 nt
Organism: Orcinus orca (killer whale)
Lineage: Eukaryota; Metazoa; Chordata; Mammalia; Artiodactyla; Delphinidae
Gene: GARIN5A
Product: golgi associated RAB2 interactor 5A
Exons: 4
Coding region: 243-944 (233 amino acids)
Cellular component (GO): nucleus
Source: RefSeq, a predicted model, not a curated record
CGCCGGCUCUUUGCGUCUGCGCACUAGCGCCCGCCCGCUACCGGCGCCUGACGUCACGGGGCGGGCGCCGCUCCAUCCGGGUCUCCGGGCACCGCCCCUUGGAUGACGCCACAAUCGCGGACGCCUCCUCCGUGACGCACACCCGGUCCGUCGCGUUGUGACGUCACAGAGCCCGGGGCCCCGCCCUCCCGUUUUCUCCUUGGGCGCCUCCCUCCGCUCCCCCCAAGGGGCGGGGCGUUGCGAUGAAACGGUGGCACGAGCCUAAGCCGGCCCCUAGUGGAGCAGAACGCCCCCUGGUUCCAGCCUGUCCCACGCACCGGCCGGGACGGCUCCAACGCCAUCUCCUGAGCGGCGAGUUCGACCAGCUGCGGGAUUUACCCAUCUUUGAGAGCAACUUCGUGCAGGCUGUUCCCCUUGCAGUUCGUCCAGCUCUUCGUCCACGACGAAAGCCGCUGGCAACUGAAGGUCAAGUUCCGCACCGGCCGCGCCUUCUACCUGCAGCUGCGGGCCCCGCCGGAGACCCGCGACCGCAAGUUCGGCCAGUGGGUGCGGCUGCUCUACCGCCUGCGCUUCCAUUCGGCCCAGGGAGCCGUACCCUUCACGCAGGAGUGCUCGGCGCUGGAGGACGACAAGGACGAGGAUCCGAGCAGGAGGAAGUGAGCGGACGAGGGCUGCCUCAUCGUGGUUGCCAUUCCAACCUGGCUGUCCCCAUCACCCAGCCCCAGGUGACUAAGCCCUACAGGAGGAGGAAGGCGGAGCUACAGACUCAAGAAGGACAGACAUAUGGGAGUCCAAGACAAGACUAUGAUCUUCUCAUUGAUAACUCGGGAAAGGGAAACGUGUUGGGGGAGGUCUGGGUUAGGACUCAGCAGCCAAUUAUCUUGGCAGGUGGGAGAGAGCGCUUCACUGCGGCACUGUGGGGGGAAAACAGAAAAGGGUGGUAAAAAUGCUUGUCCCACCACCACCCGCCCCUGCCCCCGGGCCUGUGCCCGCUGGAUUCACUUGACCAGCACGGGGAGCAGGUUUUCCCUUCAUCACCUAGCUCAGCACCUGGUCAACCCAACUCCAUAGAGCCCUGAUUCCUGUAGUUUUGAACCCCAAACUGGGACGUUCUGAUUACAGAGCAGCUGCUGGAGACCAGCCGUCACCGGAAUCCUGAAGUAGGGAUAUUUCUGAACGGAUUCAAUAGUUGAUAAGGGGGACGGCAGAACCCUAGGAAUUAUCAACAGGUCGGCCUGGCAGCUCAGCGCCUCGGAAUGACAGGCAGGAGGUGCUUGGAGUGAUCCCUCUGGACGCUUUGCUAAGGGUCUGCAGCCCCUUCUGUCUACUGGGCUGUCGUCAGAGCCAGGGAGGGACUCUGGAAGCCCCUAUGAACGUCAGUCGCCUCUGAGGGACUUGCUUAGCGGCCUCCCCACGAGUCUCGGCUGGUGGAUGCUUGCUGGACUGAAGCCCAAGGCGGAGGCUGCAAGGAAGAGCAUUCUGGGUAGAGGGAAAAGCACGUGCAAAGUCCCAGGGGCAGGAGAGGCACAACCAGUUUGUCCAACCGCCAACUGCUCAGUGUGGCUGGAAAAUGGGGGCGCUUGAGGCUGGAGAGGGGCUGGGGGUGGCAGAGGCAGGACCAUGACCCCAGGAUGAAGGGUUCCGGGGCUGCUGGGGAGCCCUGUGAGCAGGUCAACUGUGGAUAUGGGCCAGGCACCCUCUAGGGCCCGGAGGUGGAACCGGAGAGAGAGACUGGAGGCCCUGAGGCCCGAGAGGAGGCUGGCGCAGGAUUCAGGAAGGAGGACAGAUGAGGCUGGGGCUGUGGGGCAGAGAGGUGGGGACAGGAGGGGGACAGGGACAGGCUUUGGAGGGGGCUCAUUUUUCGGGGCUCCCACAGCCCCCCGUCCUCUGCCACUACCCAUGUUGCUUUCAGUGCUGUGCCACACACCUCCCCAGGCACACUGGAAGCCUUAGCGAUCAUUUGCUAAGUUCUUCUCGCCCUCAUUCACCUCUUAUUUGUCCCUCAGCUCCUUUGGAAAACCUCAGACUCCUGCCCAGGCCGGGUCAGGCGCUCUCCCUCCCCCACCCCUACAAUACCCUGUGCUGCCUUCCCUCCCCCACGUGUCACCCUGAAACAUCCUGCUGGGGUCUGAAUCGGCUUCCCAAUCACACUCCCAGGGGGCCCGGGUCUGCCUAGGCUCUGGUCUCAGCCCUGCUCAGCACGGGCCUCCCGUUAGCUUGGUAAAGGGAGUGGAUGAGGGUCAGCAGGGGUGCACUGGGGGCCGCCCCACGCUCACUUCGGAC